AUGUCUUUCUGUUGUCAGGAAGGAGAUCUAGAUGAUGGCGAGAGCCUUGAAGCUGUUGUAGAGAAAGUGAGAGCCAUACUUGGCCCAGAUGCGUGGCUCGUUGGUCAAUCGAUUGACAGCGAUAUAAAAUGGAUGCACUUAGAGAAGGGCAGGGACUAUAAGGAUAUCAUAGAGCUCAGUAAGGAGUUCACAACUUUCAAUCCGAAGUACCAGAACUACUCGUUCUUCUCUCUAGAGCAUGAAGCGCUGGUGUUGAUGGGAGUCGACUUGUCGGCUAAGGGGUACCAUGAUCCAGCAGAAGAUGCCCAGGCCUCGAUGGAGCUGUUCAAACGUUUCUGCGAAUAUGGGGAUGUCGAGACAAAGGAGCUCUUCGGAAUUGCGAAGGAGAACCUUAUACGAGUACGUACGAAACCGUCCAUGGCAAAACGGAACAACUACAACAUGCACGGUAUAUGUAUGGCGGCCUUCUAUCCACCAGCGUGUGUGUGUGAUGACGAGACUUUAGUUGCGGACGACCUGAAAGAGAAGAUGAUGGCGCAGGCGCGGGACCGGGAGCAAGCGAAGAUUAAAAAACAAUAGCGGAGGCUUAGGCAAUAUUAUAUCUCAGAGUACUCACUUGUGGCGAUUCAGCAUAAGUGUUGACAAACUUAGGCAAUAAUUAGAUAUUUUCUGUCCCGAGUAAUGGUAUACGAGUGUGCGAGAGUGCCAUACAUUCGAUCGCCGAUGAUUCGAGGUGAUUGUGGGGGACUUUAGCGUCAGCUUAUACCAUCCAAGUAUCUGAGUGCUUGUAUACGAGGGUUUUGGAACUGUGUGCAGUUGCAGUAUAUAUAUGUGAGUGUACCGCGCUCCACCACACUCACCUCUAGAUGCGGGCAGGUCAGACUUUCGUAUCAAUCAUAUCAAUCUAGCUUACAACCCUCUACACCCACCUUAGACUUCCAGGGUUCGUAUUUUGUCUCUGCAAGACGCUGAGCAAUCGUCGCUACGAGCAACGACGCUGCCUUGAAGUCAAUUUGCUGCCCACGAAGAUAUCGUCUCCAGCUACCUUUAUUUCCACUUGACAUUAAACUACUGUGUGUGCAUAAGCGAUGACGGA
Sphaeroforma arctica JP610 is the source of this 1096-nucleotide messenger RNA. RefSeq lists its product as hypothetical. NCBI's taxonomy places the organism in Eukaryota, Ichthyosporea, Ichthyophonida. The transcript has 3 exons. Gene Ontology annotation, molecular function: nucleic acid binding. The coding region runs from base 1 to 579 and encodes 192 amino acids. The record is from RefSeq and is a predicted model, not a curated record.